This is a messenger RNA of Colletotrichum truncatum, 1080 nucleotides long. Lineage: Eukaryota; Fungi; Ascomycota; Sordariomycetes; Glomerellales; Glomerellaceae. The record is from RefSeq and is a predicted model, not a curated record.
AUGGACGGACCGUACGCUCGAGAAUUGACCGUCGCUAUCGCGGCAAUUCAGCAUGCCGCAAGACUUAGCCGCCGUGUUCUAGUGGCCUCUGACAAGGGCGUCGUGACGAAGGAGGACCUUAGUCCCGUCACCGUCGCUGACUUCGCUAUUCAAGCUCUCCUGACAUCAACAUUGCACGCCGCUUUUCCCAAUGACAAGUUUGUUGGCGAGGAGUCUGCCGCCGACCUCCGUGAGAACCCCGAGCUUCUCAAAUCCGUAUGGGCGCUUCUGCAGCAGGUUGAGAAUGAAAAAGAGCCGGAUUCUCUGUGCAAGCUGCCCGAGUCACCAGAGCAGAUGUGUGAGAUGAUCGACUGGUGCGGCCUGGGUGAGCCGUCACCAACCGGCAGAUUCUGGGUGUUUGAUCCUAUUGACGGCACCAAGACCUUCGUCAGGGGCGAGCUCUAUGCCAUUAACGUUUGCUUGAUGGAAGAUGGCAAGCAGAGCGUCGGAAUUGUAGGCCUGCCCUUGCUCGCAGCAGACGCCAAAGCACCAAUCAACAACAACAGCAUUGACCCCACUGGCACGGGCAGCAUCAUGUUCGCCGUCAAGUCGCAUGGCACAUUCAUCCGGCCACUUUCCGGUCCUCUGGACCUUCAACCCACAAAAAUCCCUCGCCAUGCCGACACCGAGACGCCGGAUCUGGUAUCAGUCACCUGCAUCGACGGCUCUGACUCCGCUGUGCCAGGGAUCCACCAGAAGGUUGCCGACCGCCUCGGUAUUUCUUAUCCCGGCAACGACCUUCUUGGCUGGGUGUUGAGAUGGGCUGUGCUCGGCCUCGGGCAGGCGACUUGCACCUUUUGGGCAUACAGGAGGCGCGACCGUCUGGCCAAGAUCUGGGACCAUGCCGGUGCGAUGCUACUGUUCGAGGAGGUUGGCGGAAAAGUAACGGACGUCGACGGAAACCCGGUGAACCUUACUGCGGGACGCAAAAUGGUGGCCAACUACGGUUUUAUCGCCGCGCCACCGGCGAUUCAUGAGAAGGUGCGUACUGCUGUAAGGGAGACGUUGAGAGAGGAGGGUCACUUGGAGCUACUUGGGUAG